GUAGCUCUGGUUUUUUCCUUGCCAAAGACAGACAAGCACUGAGCCUGGCCCCACGUCCAGGCACCAGGACCUCCAAUCCAAUGGUGUCUUCUUCCUCCCAGUCACACUGUUCACUUUGCUCUACAGCAGCAAGGGCUAAACUAGGAGAGGCCAAAAGCCCAGGCAAGUCCUGGUUGGGCAAGCAAUUGCGAGCGAAACUGAGGACAAUCCUGACUGAGAUGGGUCUUUCAUAAGUCCCCCAAGAGCCAGGUGAGGCAUCAUCAACAUCAGCCUCUCCUGCCACCACCGCUUCCCUGAUUCAUGCACUUCAAGCUUCAGCCAGCAGCACGCAUCCUUGGGGUUAGGAGCCAGCAUCUCAGGUCGGCAGCCAUGGUUUCUCUGGAGAAAGACCCGUCAGAGGCUCAUUCAGAGCCUUAACCCUGAGCCUCUGCCACCUACCCACCGUGUUGAAGAUGUUAUUGCUUGGAAGGGACUACAACAGUGAGCUGAACUCCUUGGACAACGGACCUCAGUCACCCUCAGAGAGCAGCAGUAGCAUUACUUCAGAGAAUGUCCAUCCUGCUGGAGAAGCUGGACUAUCGAUGAUGCAAACUUUGAUCCACUUGUUGAAAUGCAACAUUGGCACAGGGCUCCUGGGGCUUCCCCUGGCCAUAAAGAAUGCCGGCUUGUUGGUCGGUCCUGUCAGCCUUCUGGCCAUCGGGGUCCUCACCGUGCACUGCAUGGUCAUCCUGUUGAACUGUGCUCAACACCUCAGCCAGAGACUGCAAAAGACUUUUGUGAACUAUGGAGAGGCCACGAUGUACGGCCUUGAAACCUGCCCGAACACCUGGCUGAGGGCCCAUGCAGUGUGGGGAAGCUUUUGUUUCCUCCGUCUGCCUCUUCCUUUCCUUCCCAGGUACACUGUCAGCUUCUUAUUAGUCAUCACCCAGCUGGGCUUCUGCAAUGUUUAUUUUAUGUUUAUGGCAGACAAUUUACAACAGAUGGUGGAAGAAGCCCACGUGACCUCCAACAUCUGCCAGCCCAGGGAGAUUCUGACGCUGACCCCCAUCCUGGACAUUCGUUUCUACAUGCUGAUAAUCCUGCCCUUCCUGAUCCUGUUGGUGUUUAUCCAGAACCUCAAGGUGCUGUCCAUCUUCUCGACAUUGGCCAACAUCACCACCCUGGGGAGCAUGGCUCUGAUCUUUGAGUAUAUCAUGCAGGGGAUUCCAUAUCCCAGCAACCUACCCUUGAUGGCAAACUGGAAGACCUUCUUGCUGUUCUUUGGUACAGCCAUCUUCACAUUUGAAGGCGUCGGUAUGGUUCUGCCUCUCAAAAACCAGAUGAAGCAUCCACAGCAGUUUUCUUUUGUUCUGUACUUGGGGAUGUCCAUUGUCAUCAUCCUCUAUAUCUUACUGGGGACACUGGGCUACAUGAAGUUUGGGUCAGACACCCAGGCCAGCAUCACCCUCAACUUGCCCAAUUGCUGGUUGUACCAGUCGGUCAAGCUGAUGUACUCUAUCGGCAUCUUCUUCACCUAUGCCCUCCAGUUCCACGUCCCAGCUGAGAUCGUCAUCCCGUUUGCCAUCUCCCAAGUGUCAGAGAGCUGGGCACUGUUUGUAGACCUGUCUGUCCGCUCAGCCUUGGUCUGUCUAACCUGUGUCUCAGCCAUCCUCAUCCCCCGCCUGGACUUGGUCAUCUCCCUGGUGGGCUCCGUGAGCAGCAGCGCCCUGGCUCUCAUCAUCCCAGCCCUCCUGGAGAUCGUCAUCUUUUACUCUGAGGACAUGAGCUGUGUCACCAUUGCCAAGGACAUCAUGAUUAGCAUUGUGGGCCUUUUAGGGUGUAUAUUUGGGACAUACCAAGCCCUCUAUGAGUUGCCCCAACCCAUCAGCCAUUCCAUGGCCAACUCCACCGGUGUCCAUGCAUAAUUAUCUGUUUUUAUUCUAAUAGCUCUCCCUUCCUCCCAUCCCCAGUUUGACUUCCAUGUGGAUGUUAUAUACCUUCAUCAAAUCCCAACAUCUCUGUAUUAAUUAGUGGCGUCUUUAUCUUUCCAAGAGAAAUGCAGAUGAGAAAAGUUAGCACUGAUGUCUCUCAGGCUACACCUUUUUUGGUUUUAUAUUUUUUGGAUGGCCUUUUGUACCUCAACCAAAACUAGAUUCAACUAUUCAUAUUAUCAGCCUCAUUUUAUGGAAAAGGGAUGCCACUUACCCCAAUAGCCCUUGAAACAGAGACCAAGCAUAAAUACAAAAGUAACUGUUUUCUCUACACUGCAGUAGCUGCCCUUAAAGCAUCAGAUUUAGAAAAGUGUAUGUUGGGCGAAGGGAGUUUUCUAUUUAGAUAUUCUAAGUAGAAGAGUCAUAGACAGAACAAAAACAGAACUCAGCAGUAAUUUUGUCCAACCACUGGCUCCGCCACUGAUUUCCUACUGGCCCUCAGGCAAGUUCCUCCCCAUCUCUCAGUCUAUGAAGUGAACAGUUGGACUAACUGAUUAUUAAGGACUCUGUCAACUCUGAUAUUCUGAAAGUGAAUAAAAGAAAUUAACUUAUCCACCAACCACAAAAACUGGCCAUGCUAGUGUUGGUGAGGAGGUGGAGUAACUGAAACUCCAUACCCUGCUAUGUGGAUAGAAAGUAGUACAAUCAGUUUGAUAAACAUCUUGUAGUUUCUUUAAAACUUAAACAUAUACCUACCAUAUGAUCCAACUAUUCCACUCCAGAAAAAAGAAAUAUAUAUCCAUAAAAAGACUUGUACAAAAAUAUUCAUGGUAACUUUACUUAUAAAAGCAAAGAAGUUGGAAAUACUCUAAAUGUCUAUAAACAAGAGAAUGGAUAAACAAAUUGUGAUGUAGCCAUACAAUGGAAUAUUCCUCAGCAAGGAACAGAAACAAACUGUUGAAAUACACAAUAAAAUGUAUGAAUCUUAAAAUAAAUAUGCUGAAUGACAAAAUCCAGACCAAAAAAAGAAUACAAACUGGAUGAUUCUAUUUAUAUAAAAGCCUGGAAAAUGAAAACUAAUCUGUAGUGACAGAGAACAGCUCAGAGGUUGGUGCAAGAUGAGAUGGGUGAGAGGGAGGUAUUACAAAGGAGCAAGAGGAAAUUUUUGGAAGGGAUGGAUAACAUGUUCACUGUCUUGAUUGUGAAGAUGGUUUCACAAGAGGGUACAUAUGUCAAAACUUAUCAAUUGGAUACUUCAAAUAUGUGGCAUUUAUUAUAUGUCAAUUAUACCUCAAUAAAGCUGUUAAAAAUAGAAUAUGAAA
Pan troglodytes (chimpanzee) is the source of this 3232-nucleotide messenger RNA. It is a transcript of the gene SLC36A3, whose product is annotated as solute carrier family 36 member 3. Gene Ontology annotation, molecular function: L-proline transmembrane transporter activity; amino acid:proton symporter activity; glycine transmembrane transporter activity. Gene Ontology annotation, cellular component: vacuolar membrane. The record is from RefSeq and is a predicted model, not a curated record. The transcript is spliced from 10 exons. The coding region runs from base 453 to 1904 and encodes 483 amino acids. Lineage: Eukaryota; Metazoa; Chordata; Mammalia; Primates; Hominidae. Gene Ontology annotation, biological process: proton transmembrane transport; proline transmembrane transport; glycine transport.